Messenger RNA from Syngnathoides biaculeatus (alligator pipefish), 1300 nucleotides. RefSeq names its product Ras homolog, mTORC1 binding (gene rheb). Gene Ontology annotation, cellular component: plasma membrane. Gene Ontology annotation, biological process: small GTPase-mediated signal transduction. Gene Ontology annotation, molecular function: GTP binding; GTPase activity; GDP binding. Lineage: Eukaryota; Metazoa; Chordata; Actinopteri; Syngnathiformes; Syngnathidae. The record is from RefSeq and is a predicted model, not a curated record. The transcript has 8 exons. Bases 273 to 827 code for a protein of 184 amino acids.
AUGCGAAGGGGAGUGACGCAGAUAUCGAAAACCCCAAAGCUACUCCACUCUUUCCGGUGCAUGACCUGAAAUAAACUCCGCAUAUCAACCGCCCCUUAGUUCCCCUCCUCACCCCGGGCUGCGGGCGCGAAACCUCGGGCGGAGGACAUCGCCGGUUUCGCGGACGGGGACUGUAUGUGCCAGUCGCCGCCCUCCUUGGGAUUGGGGGUGCCAUACCGGUUGGAGGUUGCGGUCGAACCCCGAGGACUCGAUGCGAUAACCAGUGGCUAGACAUGCCGCAGCCCAAGUCACGAAAGCUCGCCAUCCUCGGCUACCGAUCCGUAGGCAAGUCCUCUUUGACCAUUCAGUUCGUUGAGGGCCAGUUUGUGGACUCCUAUGACCCCACAAUAGAAAACACGUUUACUAAAAUGAUCACGAUAAACGGACAAGAGUAUCAUCUUCAGCUGGUCGACACGGCAGGACAGGACGAGUACUCCAUCUUCCCACAGACGUAUUCCAUUGACAUCAACGGCUACAUCCUGGUCUAUUCCGUCACGUCCAAUAAGAGCUUUGAAGUGGUCCAAGUCAUCCACGAAAAACUGCUGGACAUGGUGGGGAAAGUUCAAGUUCCCAUCAUGCUCGUCGGAAACAAGAACGACCUGCACAUGGAGCGAGUAAUCAGCUGCGAAGAGGGGAAAGCUCUCGCCGACUCCUGGAACGCCGCCUUCAUGGAAUCCUCGGCCAAAGAGAAUCAGACUGCCGUGGAGGUUUUCCGCAGGAUGAUCCUGGAGGCGGAGAAGAUGGAUGGCGGCGCACAGCCCGGCAAGACGUCCUGCUCGGUCAUGUAGGAAAAGGCCACAAACAAUGCGCCUACACACAGACACAAACACACACAGGACAACUGCACUGGGAUAUCCCGUUUUACUUGAAGGCUACCUAACGCCAAUUCUCCACCACCACGCCGGGUCCUGAAUAUCCUCCAUGGCCCUGGAUCUUAUUUAUCAGUAUUGUCAUCCAUCAUUUUCCUUUUAGCGCGCUCGGUUGUGGAAGCCGGACGAGUGGCGCUCAUGUAUUUAAUCCCAAAUCGUGUAUCAAAACAAGCGUCCCACCCACCCCUUCCCUCCCCCCAACCAUGUGGUCAUAAUUAUAAUAACUAGAUAAAGACUUUUCUUCCGGUACGUUUUAUUUUGUUUCCAUAUAGCAGUAAGUGUCAGCCAAAUAGUAGUGAACAAACAAAAUGUCAUCCAUUUUCUAAAGUUGAAAAUGUUGUACAAAUGUUUUGGAUUGUAAUCAUUAAAGCCAAAAGUGGUUAUGUACAAAG